This is a messenger RNA of Nilaparvata lugens (brown planthopper), 1947 nucleotides long. RefSeq names its product succinate--CoA ligase [GDP-forming] subunit beta, mitochondrial (gene ScsbetaG). The transcript has 10 exons. Gene Ontology annotation, molecular function: ATP binding; succinate-CoA ligase (GDP-forming) activity. Gene Ontology annotation, cellular component: succinate-CoA ligase complex; mitochondrion. Gene Ontology annotation, biological process: tricarboxylic acid cycle; succinyl-CoA metabolic process. The record is from RefSeq and is a predicted model, not a curated record. Lineage: Eukaryota; Metazoa; Arthropoda; Insecta; Hemiptera; Delphacidae. Bases 483 to 1754 code for a protein of 423 amino acids.
UGAUUUCCUUUUCUCAAUCAUAUCAUACGCAUACAUAACCUAAAAGUCGGAAGCGGACAUUUUUGUGUUCAUAACGUGAACGUGAUUCUGAAGUUAUUUUCAAAUGAUAAUACAUUUUUAUUUAACAGUGGAGUUAAAGUUCAGUUUAUAAAAGGUUUCCUUAUGUUUAUCAAAUCUCCGUUCAAAGAACAUACUUAUUUGUAGGAGAAGCCGACAUUUUUUAUCAUUAUUUGUUCGUUAUCUUGAAACGUUGAAAGAGAUAAGCCGCAUUGAAUAAUUUCCGUCCAAAGUAAAGUUCUAUGCAUUAAUAUUCAAUAUGAUUGAAUAUGUACAACUUUAAGAAGAGUAGUGCAUUUUUCUAUUUUUCUCUUGAAGUUGCAGAGUUUUGAAAAACGUGUACCCCUUGUUGAGCACGUGAGCUGAUUAUAUUUCAUUUCCAAUCUCACAUAAUAUUUUCACCCAUUAUCCAGGCGUAUACAGUGAUGGAUCGUUUGGGAAGAGCAGUUCUCCAAAGCACUAAUUUUCUGAAGCUUCAAAAUAAAAAUUUACGGCAACCAGUUCGUUAUUUGAAUCUUUUGGAGUGUGACAGUAAGUCACUACUGAAGAAAUAUGGUGUGUGUGUUCAAGAUUUCAGAAUAGUCGAAAAACCAGAAGACCUUGCUGGAAUUAAACGAGAAUUUAAAGUUAACGAGUAUGUAGUGAAGGCACAAAUCCUGGCUGGAGGAAGAGGUCUUGGAGUAUUUGAUAACAAAUUCAAGGGUGGUGUUCAUCUUACCAAAAAGCCUGAGAAACUUGAUGAUAUGGUGCACAACAUGCUUCUACAUAGACUUAUAACUAAACAGACACCAAAAAAUGGAAUUUUGGUUAAAAAAUUGAUGAUUGCAGAGUCUGUUGAUAUCAAAAGAGAAACUUACUUCUGUUUAUUGCUUGACAGGCAGCACAAUGGGCCAGUAAUUAUAGCAUCUCCAGCUGGAGGAACUGACAUAGAAGACGUUGCCAAGAAAACUCCUGAACUUAUCAAAACCUUUCCCAUUGACAUCAUGGAAGGAUUGACAGAUAAAACUGCUGAUCAAGUUGCUACAUUCUUGGGUUUCAAGGGUGAUUUCCAUUCCAAGGCUGUUGCGGAGUUGAAGUAUUUGUGGGAUUUUUUCCUGAAAGUAGACGCCACUCAGUUGGAAAUCAAUCCGUUGGUCGAAACGGAGGCGAACACCGUGGUGUCCGUGGAUGCCAAGAUACAGUUUGAUGACAACGCCGCCUUCCGCCAGAAGGACAUUUUUCAACUGCAUGAAACUGGGGAGAUGGAUCCUCGGGAAAACGAAGCGCAAAAACAUAAUCUCAACUAUGUUGGUCUCGACGGAAAUAUUGGCUGUCUUGUUAAUGGCGCUGGCUUAGCUAUGGCCACCAUGGAUAUAAUAAAAUUGCAUGGAGGUGAACCUGCUAAUUUCUUGGAUGUAGGAGGUGGUGUAACUGAAGACCAGGUGCUACAUGCCUUCACUAUCCUUACUUCAGAUAGCAACGUUAAGUCGAUUCUGGUGAAUGUGUUCGGUGGAAUAGUAAAUUGCGCCAUCAUAGCUCAAGGAAUAAUCAAUGCUUCCAAAACCAUAAAACUGAAAGUUCCUUUGACUGUUCGUCUAGAAGGUACGAACGUUUCAGAAGGAAGGAGACUUCUGGAACAGUCGGGGUUGCCGAUUAAGUUUGCGCCCGAUUUAGAAGAGGCAGCCAAAUCAGCUGUUUCAAGCCUUAGUAGAACGUAACAGUUAGAACUUAGAACCAAUACAUUAACCCACCAACAACUCAGGAAAGUAUGUUGAAAUAUCAAUAAUUAUCAAUGCCUUAUAGUUGUUUAGUAUCGUUGACGAUUAUUGUUAUCAAUGCUGUUACGCUUUUCUAUUUUUUUAAUAAAUUGUUAAAUAAUGGAUAAUCUUAGUAAAAUUAUAAAAUGCCAAA